Molecule: messenger RNA, 7890 nt
Organism: Poecile atricapillus (Black-capped chickadee)
Lineage: Eukaryota; Metazoa; Chordata; Aves; Passeriformes; Paridae
Gene: CCDC71
Product: coiled-coil domain containing 71
Exons: 2
Coding region: 154-1335 (393 amino acids)
Source: RefSeq, a predicted model, not a curated record
GGGGAAGCGGGCGGCGCUUCCGGCGCCCCGCGGGCGGCCAUGUUGGAGCGGCGGGCGCGGCGCAGCGGCGGGCGCGGGUCUGGCGGCAGCCGGUGUCAAGGGUUGUUUUUCCAGUAAUUUGGACCUUUUUGAAGCACCUGCUUGCCUAAUGCCAUGAAUAUUGCAGUGAACAAUGAGGAAGAAAAAGCUGUCCAUUCCUGGUCAAGAAUUUCCUCUGCAGGACAGAAAGUGCUGGAGGAAGCCCUCCGAGUCUUCAACCCGAUGUCCAAGGACCUUUCAGACACAGAGACCCAGCUGGUAGCCUUCAUCCAAGGCCUGAAGGAGGAGGGCUACCAGCCCACAAUUCUGAGGAGUAAGGAUGUGUACGGGUAUAGCUCGUGCACGGCAGUCACACCGAGUCAGACAGAAGACACACAGUGCAACUGUGCCAGCACCACUGAGCCCGCUCAGAGUCCAGCCAGGAACUCAGUGGCAAAAGUGGCCCCUUUGCCCACCAGCAUUCCAGUGAGGUCUUUGAAAGUCUCCAGUCAACCAGUGUCCAAAGGGGAUUCCACAAAUCUCCUCUUGAGCUCCUUGAAGCAGACAGGAUCUGGCACAUCCAAGGCAGCGGCAGUGGGCUUCCCUACAAGCAUGUAUCCUGACGUGUAUCCAGCUAUGAGACUCUCGGUGGUCCUGGAAGCCCUGGUGCCACUGAAAACCGCAACAUCCUGUUUGGAGUCCAAGUACACACAAGGGCGUCUUGGGAUCUCUCCCUCAGACCUUAAACUCCUUAAGACUUCAAGUCCACCCAGGCAGUUUUCUUCAGGCAAGAGCACUAAAAUAACCGAAGGCAAGGGGUACAAGCAUUUGGUAAAGAAAGCACCAGAUUCUGCCACGUGUGCUUUAAACCUUCUGAAGGGACCAAAGGGUGGAGUGCUGCAGGAGAGCAAUGCCUGCAAAGCCUCUGGAGUUCUCAACGGGAGAGUCACAGGCAGCUCAUCCCAGGACUGCACCACAGCACCACAGCCCAAGACCUUGAAAAUCAAAAAUAAGGAAGCUCUGGUGGGAAAAACAUGGAAGGACCGCAGCACUUACCAGGAGAGCACUGGGCAGAAGAAGAGAAGAGCUACAGAGGCAAAAGAAGCACCACAGAGGAAAAAAGCAAAUACCAUUCCUGUCCGAAAGAAAAGUCGACAGGCUCAGAGCACUUUGAACCUGCUGAAAUUCCGGACCAUCAAGGUGGGCAACUCUUCCUCCGAUGAUGAAGUGAGGAGGAGAGCACAGAAGAUUCUUAGGGUCAACCUGUCCCCUGUGAUCCAAAUUCAGCCCUUGUCCCAUUCUCAUAGUGUCCCCUGAGUUUCUUCACUUUAUCACGUUUUUUUGUAAGUAAGUAAAUAUAAGCCUGGCACCAGAGCACAGAGAGGUUUAGGAGUGACUCUGUGUCUCUGAUGCCAAUAUGCCAACUAACCUGCAGACAGAGCCGCCCACUCUUGUGCUGUUCCUGCCUGUCUGCCACUGCUGUGCAGAACUGGCUGCAGAAAUCCAGAACCCUGUUUGGGAAUGUGGGACCAUCACUCCAGCCAGCAUCAAGCUAAGCAGGCCAGAGAGCUCACUUCCCACCACGCUCCCCUGAACGUGGCAGGCUGUGCUCUUGUGCAGGGGAGGACACAGGACUUUCUCAUUACAUUGAUGCACUGUGAUAUUGCUCUUUUUCAAGCUGUACAUUUACUGGUUUUAUUUUGAUCAAAUUUUAUAACUUUAUUAUCUCUAUAUCUAUAUAUCCAUAUAUGUGCAUAUGGCCCAGGAACUGUGGGAAGAUGCACUUCCUCCAUCCCUUUGGGACUGGGUUUGAUAGCUUUUGUUCCUCCUUCCCUUCAGCUAGUCUUUUGUUGAAAGGUGCCAGGAUUCCUUUGUGGUUCAGUGUUGUGACAGUCUGUCCUGGGCUCCCUUGAGCAGCUCAGAGGCAGCAGUGUUGUAGCCACUUGUUUGUCUCCGGAAUGCCAAACAAUUUGGAGAAUUACCAGCUGGUAGUUUUAAUCCUGUUUUCGGUAUUACCUCUGCAUAACAGUGGGGGAGUGUCACAGGGCUGCAAGUCUGUCUGACGUCUUUAGGGGCCUCCUCCCUUUGUGGGUAGCAGAAGUUUUGAACUCAUGGUAGGGAUUUGCCUCCAAAGAGGAUUCCUCCUCAGCACCUAGCAUUACUCUGUUCUCCUAUACCCCAGGUGCAGCUAUGGAUCAUGAACUGUGACUGUUAGAGCCAAAGGGCUGGAAUUGUUAUCAGGAACUGUGUAGUGUCCUGCCCACCACGUAACUGCUUUGCUGUUGCUGAGUGUUCCAGGAGCAGAUUCCAGGUGCUGGUAGAGAAGACUGUUGGUUUUGGCUGGAGUUAAACCAUAACAGAGACACAGGCUGUGUUUGAAUGUAUUUGCUACAUCCUGCCAGUCCCAGAGCUCAGUGGGACACUUGAGCUUGAGUUAAAGUAGAAAAGUGAAAAAUUUGGGAGGACAUAUACCAGUACUUAAACAGAGAGUCACUUUCUAUGGUUUGUGGAGAUGAAGCAGUAGAAGGGAAGAUGGGCACUAUAUUGUGGUGGGUAGCAGCCUUGCUGUGCUAUCAGGGAUGUGUGAGAAGGUGUGUGGCAGGUGUGAGAGUUCUGUGUGGAGGGAGUGCAGGCUCUGCCAUCCCCAGGAGGCACUGCAGAACUGCUGCAGAUAGCUGCUGUCACCUCCCUGCACCAUGGGCAUGCUGUGGGAUGGGAACACGGCUCUGUGCUCUCUGCGCUCCACAGAGAGGGAUCUACUAAACCCAAGAGAAACACCUCGUAGGAGCAGUUAGUGCUGCUACUGUCACCUGGAAGGGACAACCUGGUGUCCUGGGGAAAGGAAGAGGCAUUGUGCUGGGCACGGGCCUGGCUCCGUAUACUGCUGUAUGCUCAGAUCUCUGCAGCAGUAGUGUAAUCCACUCAUUCUCUCACCAGCUCAAAAUGCCAGUUGUCUGACCUAGUAAUCUCUGUGGACUUUGGCUGAAGGGAUGGGUUCCCCAGCUGGGAGUCCCAGAUCCUUACAUUUAAGCCCCACCCCCCAAGUACCUGGUUGGAUUUCAGUGGUUUAUGGAAGGGGUCAAUGUCUGAUCCCCAGGGCAGAAAGGAAAACUGUGGUAUGGAGAGAAGAGAGGAGGUUCAUGACAGGGUGAGAGGGCAGGGAAGUUGAGCAUUCUGAGGUGCAUCUGGGUUCUCUUCUCACUCACAUAGGGCAGGGUGGAGGUUCUCUUUCACUGAGUAACCUAGUUUAGUGGAAAGUGUCCCUGCCCAUGGCAGGUUGGUUGGAACAAGAUGAUUAUUAAGGUCCCUUCCAAUCCAAACCUUUCUGUGAUUUUAUGAUUCAGGGUAUGAUUGCAAGCUCUGAACCCCACACUUGGGUUCUGAGUUGCUGUCAGAGAUCAUAACUUGCAGCGUUUAAGACUGACCUGUGAAUGCCGCUGCUUGGCUGCCAAGGAGGAAGAAAUAUUUUCUUCUGCUUCUGUGUUUUAAAAUGCCCUGGCAGAGGGUUCCCUGUCCUGACCUGAUGCUGGAUGAGCAGGGACUCUCCAUCACUGUCAGCUGGCCAAAAAUUGCUUUGUUCCUUUUGUUCCCACUCCUUCAGACCUUUCUCAUUCCCACGCUCUCAAAUGCCAGGUCUUGAAGUCCUGCACUGGUGUUUCUCUUUUGGGCUGUUUCCCAAUGAGGGCUCUGAACUCCUGCCUGUGGUAUUGCUGUCAGGCUGCUCAGCAGCUUCCCCUGUUCCCAAACCCUUAUAAGGGCACUGAGAGCUGUCUUUGGAGCCUCCUAAUGCAGCACAGACAUCCCAGCUGAACACUUGGCCUCCGCUGGGAAAAACAACGUGCAUUGACAAGGCUGAAUCCAGGUCAAGGUCGCUUUUCCACCAGCCUGAGUGGGAAGCUGAGCACCUGAGGCCAACUUACCAGGCCACAUCCCUCCUCAUCGCUGUGUGUCAUCCCCCAGCUGCACUGCUGUCUGCCUCCCCACUCUUUUCCAUUACCUCUUUUCUUUCACAGCUUGGGUCUCUGCCAGUCAAGGACUUGACUUGUACUGUUGCUUAACACAUCCAGCACAGCAUCCAGCCUUAGUGCUGCCAUGCAUUUCCCAGCACUGAGCUAAGUUCUGUGCAUGCUUGGUGAUGACAGCUUGCCCUGUGUCCUUCCCAGGCCACCAGCAAAAGGUUUUCUGCUCUCCACUGGGAGAGACAAGCUUUGGAAAUGCCUCUGUGUCACUGAGACUCCUGCCAGGAAAGUGAGCAUAGCUGUAUGCUCAGGGACUUGCUCAUCACCAGUCCUAUCUCUGUCGGCUCUCCUGUGCAUCUCUAACAGACCACAGGGCCCUGAGCAACAGGGCAGUGCUGGACCUCUAUUCUCUGCCCUCCAGUUGACUCUUCUUCCUCUUGCAGGUGCUAUGGGAGCUUGACUGAAAGGGUUGCAGGUAACAACAGAGGGGCUUUACAGCCUCUGUGCCAAUGCCAGCAACUGCUGCCCAUCAGCCAAUACUGGCAGAGGGGGUGCCUCAGUCUGGCACAGGUUGGCUCCACUGUCCUUUGACUCAUGCCCAGGUGUGGCUGCUCCUGGUGUCCUGGGCAUGUAACACUGAUGUGCACGAGGCUGCAGAGGGGCUCUGUGUGGAUGCUGCUCUCUGCUGUUAGGGAAGAUGAACAGUUUGAUCAAACCAGAGCUACCUAAGACCUGAUCUAAGCAAAGGUCUCCCCCAUAUGUCCCUUCCAUCCUGUGUUAUUCUCUGGCAUCUGAGUAACACUUCCAGGGAUCUGUGCAACGGUAACUGGCAGAGCCCAUAGAAAUGCAUUGCCCAGAGCACUGUGGUCUCUGCUGAGCAUGUGGUAUGCACCUUGUUCAGACCUGUUUCUGUAUUAGUCACUUUGAAUUCAUCCAAGUGCCUAACCUGGCCUGUGUUGUUCUGGGCACUGUGACAGCCGAGAGCUUUGGAGACUCUCCUAGGAAUGCUUUUAACGCAUGGAUUCGUGCCACUGUCACUUCUAGAAACAAUUCAACUAGUGGUCAAAGGGCUGUUCUUCCCACUGAUUUUUUGGAAAUAAUUUCUCCUUUUAUUCAGCUGCCAAGAAGCAGUUUAUGCUUCCCCUCCACCAGACAAGGUUCUUGAGCUUCCUGCAUGCUUCAGAUGUCCGUCAGCAAGGUCCAUGGGGAGAGUAGUUUGUCCAGCAGGCAGCUGAAGGGGAAGCUGACAUCAGAUACCAGUUGAAAUCACAAUGUUAAUUGGUAGAAAUGUUCUGAAGUUCAUGUCCACUGUGAUCACAUUUCACCAUCUGCCACUGCUUAUGGCUGUAGAAGUUUCUCCUCAGCCUCUUCCCUGCAAGCCGUGUAGUGUGUUGCUGCUGCUGCUGCUUCUAAAUUAUUUGCAUCCCUCCUGAGCCAGCUGCUGUAGCAAUCCUUGUACAGAAUUUCUUAAGCACUUUUUUGCAAAAUAAGAAGGAUUAUUUUGUUACUCCUGCUUGGCAGCCCACAAGUGGUAUUUCAGUGUGUGGAGAUGUGCUCCCUGGAGUGCUCACCUCACUGGACAGCUCUCAGACCAGUUCAUACUAACAGUGCUGGGGUUCCCCCCAUUGCCUGGUGCUUCCUUGCAUGGAGUUCAGCCAGUUGCCCACUGAGAGCAUGGCAGGGGAAUCUGCAGCAGGACAGCACAGAUUGGUGAUGGCUGCUCAUGUGGCUCCAUGGUCCUGCUCCCCACCUGCCCAUGUUUUGCAGCCUGUCCUCCAGGUCCCCCUGGUGUACCAGGAGCACUUCACCCCAGCUCCGGCUGUGGCAAGAGGGGCUGGGAGGCUCUGGGUUUUGGAAUUGAGCACAGAGUUUGUGCCCUUUUAAUUGUGACUUGUACUGUGUUCAUGGCCAGAACUUGCCAGCAUGUUCAGCCAUCCCAGCAGUUCUUCCCCUUUGGAUCCAAGUUCCCUGCCCUGUCUAGGAGCUGGGCCUUUGGCCAUGGCUCAAGGGAUCCCUGGGUAGGGAGAGCAGGUUUGUCUUUCAGCUCCAGCUGGGCAGUGUGACUUGAGCUGGGCAGCUUCCCAGGCAAGAAGGCAGGUUUCGGUGGGAGAAUCCUUUUUUUGGCCACGGUUGACAGGGUUGGUGCCGAGCUGUGGAGCACCGGCUGCUCAGCCAGGAUGGCUGGUUUGUGUGGAAGUGACAGUUUCUUUUUCACCCCUCAAAAUGGCACUGGCCUCUUUGCUCCUAUGCUCAGAUGGGGAUGGCCUUCCAGGAGCUGAGAUGGCCCAUGGAGAUGACAGCCAUUUUGGGGUAUCUGGCACCUUCCUGAUGAUGCUGCAGCCCUCAGCUUUGCCAUCUGGGUGGGCUGGUGCAGUCUGUGGUGGGCACAGCAGGGCAGGAUGCUCCUGAGCCAUCACAUUUGGGACUCCACUAGAGAGCACCAUGCUAGGGUUUCCCUCUCCUUGCAGCCUGUUUUGCCUGGAGCUGGGUGUUAUUAGGAGGGUACCAGGUGCUUCAGAGGAAUCUUGUCGCAGAAGACAUGAGAGGCCAGGAUGACCUUUGUCACCAGGUCAUCCCUGAGUGUGGAAUGAAGCUUGUCUGUAGGUGUGACACUGCUGGAUCUUGCAGGUUGGCCAGCAGCUGUUUGUUCCAAAGCCGUGGUGCUGAGGCCAGACCCCUCCCUUUGCUUAGGAACACCAAGGAAGUCUGGUGAAAAAGUGAGAAGCUGGGAGUAGGGAAAGAUAAAGAUGCCAGCAGCAUCUGGACAGCCAGCAGCCUGCAGCUUCUGUGUCUGCUGCAGAUGUGCAAACAGAGGAGCUGAGGCUCUGGCAUUCCGCAGCACUGUCUUCCCUCCAUCCCUGCCUGGCCACAGAGCUUCCUCUGCCCUGCCUGGCAGCAGUACACAGGCACUGGUGGUGCAGGUGAGCGGGAGUCUUUUUGGAGGGGGCACCCCCCCAACCCUUCAUUUCCAUCCUUCAUCAGUCUCACAAUCUGGCGCUGCUCACAUGGCCUCCAAAAUACCUUCCCCAGGGAGUCCCUUAAAGGCCUUAUUACCCUCUGGGGCUCUCUCCUUAUUGUCUUAAUUAGCCCUUUCUGUUCCUGUGUUCCUGUGGCUACAGGCAGCCCCUGUGAGUGUCUGGUGAUUCCCACAGACACAGUCAGGCACAUGCUGCUGUUUUAAAAGAGGUGCUGCAAAGCUACCCCCAGAAGUACCUCCCCUCCUGCCCCUGCUCUGCUGCACUGCCCAGGCCUAGGUUGGGACAAAAUAAGCAUGGGUGGGUGUUUAUGGUGGGGAAGGCACCAUAUGAUGCCCUCCCUCCUCCUGGGUCCUGGUGCAGCACUUUUGAAGAGUAGCAUUUCCUGAGCAGAGGCAUGGCAGCUGCUCUGAGUGACACAGGGGCUCUGGGUGGGCACUGCCCGGCCGCUUGUGCUACUCUCUGCCAACCAGCAUCUCCAUGAGAGCCGUCUCCACGCCACGGCAUGACCAACCUGCUCCGGCUGAGACCAGAGCCACGGGCUCCGCUGUGGCAUUCCCUGGUGUUUGGGCAUCCCAAGCAACUUCUGGGGAGCAGCAACUGCAAUUCGUAGGAGGGCGAGUAACAAACUUUGUAUGAUGAUUUUACAAAUGACCAUCUUGUUCUUGAGUGAACUUUUUACCAUUUCAUUUGUUUGUGUAGAAUGUUUCUGAAGUUCUAAUAAUAUUUAAUGUUAAUAUGAAGCUGGGCUGUUCCACACUUCACGUUGUAUAUUUUGGAAUGGCAUUGUUUAGUGAAAAGACAGCGUUAGUAUUAUUCCACUCUUUGGAAGGGAAUGGGACAAAAAACAGACUGUCUUUUUUCUUAAAUGAAGUGAACUUUUUGUUAUGAAGUCCUAGCAGGUGUCCAGCCCUUCAGUAAAAUGGUGCUCAGAACCA